Cynara cardunculus var. scolymus (artichoke) is the source of this 1986-nucleotide messenger RNA. Its product is annotated as regulation of nuclear pre-mRNA domain-containing protein 1A-like. Gene Ontology annotation, molecular function: RNA polymerase II complex binding. Bases 221 to 1783 code for a protein of 520 amino acids. Gene Ontology annotation, cellular component: RNA polymerase II, holoenzyme. The record is from RefSeq and is a predicted model, not a curated record. The transcript is spliced from 8 exons. Gene Ontology annotation, biological process: mRNA 3'-end processing. NCBI's taxonomy places the organism in Eukaryota, Viridiplantae, Streptophyta, Magnoliopsida, Asterales, Asteraceae.
UCGUAUAUAUGCCCUAAAUUUUAUAUUUGCCUAUUUGACCUAAUCUGAUUUGGUUUGUUUGUCUUUUGUAAUUUGUAUCAAUUUUUAGUUAUUGAUUUGAUUGUUGUUAGUUUGUUACUUGGCUUACUGUUCUCUUUUGAGUUUUUGACCUAAAAUUGUAUAUCUGCUUUUAAUCUGAGGGCAGGGGAUUUCUAAGUGGGUAAAGAUAUAGCUCCAGGGAAUGGAGGUUUUGGUUUCUCAUCUACAGUGGUUUUUUGAAGCUAGAUAUGAAAGGAUUCUUGAAUCUAGUUACACAGCUAUCAGGAUGAGUGAUGAUGUUUUUGAUGGACAAAUGUUGGCCGACAAGUUGUUUAAACUCAACAGUUCUCAACAAAGUAUAGAGUCAUUAUCUCGAUUGUGUAUUUCACAGAGGAAGAAAGCCAGACAGAUUGUUGAAAUAUGGCAUAAAUCAUUCAAAUCUGCUCAGCGAGAGCAACAUGUUUCUUUUCUGUACCUGGCCAAUGACAUUUUGCAGAAUAGUAGGCGGAAGGGCAAUGAGUUUGUCAAUGAGUUCUGGAAGGUCAUGCCUUCAACCCUUAAGCAUGUUCAUGAACAUGGUGAUGAAAAUGGAAAGAAAGCAGCAUCAAGACUGGUUGGCAUAUGGGAUGAAAGGAGGGUCUUUGGAUCUCGGGGUCAGAACUUGAAAGAUGAAAUGCUUGGUAAAAGUCCUCUCCCUCAGUUGGCUAGCAAUGGAAAGAGCUCUAACCCCAUCAAGAUAGUGAAGAGGGAUGCUAACUCAUUGAGACUUAAAUUGGCUAUUGGGGGUACCCCAGAAAAGAUAAUGACUGCUUUCCAUUUGGUACAUGAUGAGAAUGCUACUGAAGAUACCGCCUUAAACAACUGUGAAGGUGCAGUUCGUCGGUUUGGAGAUUUGGAGAGAGAUAUUGAAAGUAAAGGAGUUCUACCAGGCCCUUCAUUGCUAGAGGAGAUCCAGGAGCAAGAAAAUGUACUACAAGAAUGUGUCAACCAACUUGAAACGGCUGAAAGGACUAGAACGUCAUUGAUUUCCCAGCUUAAAGUAGCACUACAGGAUCAAGAAUUGAAGCUGGAUGCUAUUCACAAUCAGUUGCAGGUUGCUCGACAUCAAAUUGAUCAUGCUGUGAAUUUGAGGAAGAAAUUAGUAUCACCUGCAACUCAAAACCAACCAGGUGACAUGACAAUUGUUGAUGGCCAGUCGAUGUCUUUUGGAACUACACAUGUUACUGAAGAAGAGAACAAAAAAGCUGCAGCAGCCGCUGUUGCUGCAAAGCUUGCUGCUUCAACGUCCUCUGCACAGAUGCUUACAUCUGUUCUCUCUUCUCUAGUUGCAGAGGAGGCUGCCUCAAUCAGCAGCGGUGCUGGAUUCUCCUCUACCAUGUUCUCUCCAGAAAAAAGACCUAAGCUAGAAAAACCAAUGUCAGUGUCAGAUUUAAGCAGCAAUUCUGAUGCUGUUAGUUCAGGAGGGUAUUUUAACCAAACAUCAUUUCCACCACCUCCUCCACCAUCCAUAACUUCUCCAGCUAAUAAUCAAUUUGUUCAGUCUUCUGGUUUAGUGAUGGGGGGGAUGCCUUAUGGAUAUGGGGGGGCUAGCAGCAGCCUACCGCCCCCACCCCCUUUGCCAUCACAUAUUGCAAUGGGGUUGAUGAGGCCUGCCACCCAUCACCACCAGCAAACUGCCAGUAGUGGAUACUACAGGCCUCCAGGGAUUGGAUUUUACGGGCAAAGCCAUCAGCCUACACCACCACCACCUGUGCCUCGCCAGUGAACUCGUCCGUUUUGUAUAUUAAUAAUAGGAAUCUAUCUAGACAGAUAAAAUACUAGCAGACAGUUUAUUUCACUGUAUUGUGUAUUGGUAUCCCUGUGCUUUCUAUGUUGCAAUAUACUCCAGGUGAGGUGUAACUAACUGCAAGUAAAUUUAACUGUGCCUUAUAUCGUAUUACUCAUAAAGAGUGGGCCCUUCUCAUUAUA